This is a messenger RNA of Orbilia oligospora ATCC 24927, 2562 nucleotides long. RefSeq lists its product as uncharacterized. The coding region runs from base 1 to 2562 and encodes 853 amino acids. The record is from RefSeq and is a predicted model, not a curated record. Gene Ontology annotation, cellular component: nucleolus; preribosome, large subunit precursor; nucleus. The transcript is spliced from 4 exons. NCBI's taxonomy places the organism in Eukaryota, Fungi, Ascomycota, Orbiliomycetes, Orbiliales, Orbiliaceae. Gene Ontology annotation, molecular function: rRNA (guanine) methyltransferase activity; rRNA (uridine-2'-O-ribose)-methyltransferase activity. Gene Ontology annotation, biological process: maturation of 5.8S rRNA from tricistronic rRNA transcript (SSU-rRNA, 5.8S rRNA, LSU-rRNA); maturation of LSU-rRNA from tricistronic rRNA transcript (SSU-rRNA, 5.8S rRNA, LSU-rRNA); rRNA methylation.
AUGGGUAUCCAAAAGAAGCACGGAAAAGGUCGUCUCGACAAGUGGUACAAGCUUGCCAAAGAGAAGAACUAUCGCGCCAGAUCAGCCUUCAAGCUUAUCCAACUUAACCAAAAAUAUGGAUUCCUACAGAAAUCUAGAGUCCUUAUCGAUCUUUGCGCCGCGCCAGGAGGAUGGCUCCAAGUGGCGGCGGAGAACAUGCCAAAUUCUAGUUUAAUCGUCGGAGUGGAUCUCUCACCGAUAAAACCGAUACCGAAGGUCAUAACCUUUGUUUCCGAUAUCACAACGGAUAAAUGUCGGUCCACAUUGCGACAGCACCUUAAAACGUGGAAAGCCGACACAGUUCUUCACGAUGGUGCUCCGAACGUUGGUACAGCAUGGGUUCAGGACGCUUUCACACAAGCGGAACUUGCACUUCAAUCGCUCAAACUUGCGACCGAAUUUCUGGCUGAAGGAGGAACUUUCGUCACCAAGAUCUUCAGAUCUAAGGACUACAACUCGUUAUUGUGGGUGUUCAACCAGCUUUUCAAGAAGGUCGAGGCUACAAAGCCGCCCUCGUCUCGUAACGUUUCAGCCGAAAUUUUCGUCGUUUGCAGAGGCUAUCUUGCGCCAAAGCGUGUGGAUCCAAAGUUCUUGGAUCCGAAAACCGUCUUUGAGGAGUUGCCCGAUGCGACGCCGAAUAACGAGGCGAAGGUUUACAAUCCAGAGAAGAAGAAGAGGAAGAGAGAUGGUUACGAAGAGGGCGACAAUCUGUUAUAUAAGGAGAUACCGGUUAAGGAGUUCAUCGAGACGACGGACCCAAUUGCUUUGCUUGGUUCUAUGAACAAAUUUACAUUCACAGAUACGAAUGACAUCGCGACAGCCACGAUAACGCGGCUCCCAGAGACAACUCCUGAAAUACGGAAAUGUUGCGACGACUUGAGGGUUCUGGGAAGGAGAGACUUUAAGAUACUUCUGAAAUGGCGUCUAGCUAUCCGAGACAAAUUUGGAUGGUCAGCAAAGAAGAAGAAGGAAGAGGAAGAAGAAAAGAAGGCCGAAGAAACCGCAGAGAUCACACCGAUGGAUGAGGAGCUCCAGCUAGAAGAAGAUCUUAAAAAUAUGCACGAAAAGGAGACAAAAAAGAAGAGAAAAGAGAAAAGAAGGGAUAAUGAAAGAAAACAAAAAGAGAUUGUCCGAUUGCAAAUGCAUAUGACUGCACCCAUGGAACUUGGUCUGGAACAACAGGCAGGACCUGGAGAUGACCAGACAAUGUUCAAGUUAAAAACAGUUGAUGCAGCAGGUGGUUUGAAAGAAGUCGUUAAAGGCAAGAUGAAUAUGGUUGUAGAUGAGGAUGAGGCCAAAGCCCGAGCUGCUGCUGCUCAGAAAGAUGAGGAAAGCGAUGAUGAGGAAAGCGAUGAUGCGGAAGAUCAAUUGGAAGACGAACUGGAUAGGAUGUAUGAGCAGUAUGUUGAGAAGAAAGCAGAGAGGGAUGAUAAGUUUAAAGCAAAGCGGGCGCGCAAACAGGGUAAUGACGAUGAAUGGGACGGUAUUGACGAGAACAAAAAGGAUGAUGUUACAAGCGAUGAGGAUGUGGUCGCAGAGGAGGAUGACGAUGAUGACGAUUCUUCUGAAGAUGAAGACAACGAACCCGAGCAGCGCCUUGUUACUUCUCUUGAUAGCGAACAAACUACUACAAGCGGCCUAAGCAAAAAAGCGGCUCUCUUCUUUGACCAAGAUAUCUUCAAGGAGUUCGGUGAUAUCGAAGAGGGCGGAAGCAGCGAGGAAGAAAGCGAGGAAGGGGCCGACGACAAUAGUGGAGAGGAAGCGGAAGGGCUGGAGGAUGAGGAUGAGGCCGAAGAUGAAACCUCUGAACACGAGUCUAGUUCCGAGACUAUUGAAGAUGCGGACGAGUGGUAUGACACUAGGGAAACUGCAGAAAGCGACGAAGACGAUGUGAGCGACAGUGGCAUCGAAAUCGUAAAAUCAAACAAGAACGAUAUCUGGGAUUCAAACGAAAAGGAACCAACAAAGAACGGAAAACCAGAUAUUGACAUUAUAACAGCUGAAGCCAUGACCCUAGCCCAAGAUAUCGCUCUCGGGAAGAAAUCUAAAGCUGACCUCAUUGAUGAUGGUUUCAACAAAUACUCCUUUAGAUCAAAAGAUGGAUUGCCGGAAUGGUUCCUCGAGGAUGAAGCUAAACAUAGCAAACCAUUACGCCCUAUUACGGCCGCUGGUUCCGCUGCUAUCAAAGAGAAGCUGCGUGCUUUGAACGCACGCCCUAUCAAGAAGGUUAAGGAAGCGAAGGACCGAAAGAAGUUUAAGGCUCACCAAAGACUCGAGAAGCUACGAAAGAAAUCUGCUAUGUUAAUGGAGGAAGAGGGUAUGACCGAGAAAGAAAAGGCGCAGAAGAUCACCAGGAUGAUAAACCGAGCUACAAAGAAGAAACCAAAGCAGGCCGUAAGUGUGGUUGUUGCAAAGGGAGGGAACAGGGGUGUUCAGGGCCGGCCAAGAGGUGUGAAGGGGCGAUACAAAGUUGUCGAUCCUCGUAUGAAAAAGGACAAAUCACGAGUGAAGAAAAAGAAAUAA